UCAUCAACUCUGUGCUGGCAGUAUAAAACACCCCGGGUCUAGUUGACGGCAGGCUGGACUAGAGGCUGGACCACUGAAAAUGUGGACGACGGUCACUACCACUGGUCUUCUGGCCACUUUAUGUGGUCUCUUGUCGGUGGUGCAGGCUGGCGUCAUGAUGAAUUGUAAUCAGCCAGAAAAUGAUAACAGAACAAUUUACGACUUUUCUCUGUUGGACGUUCACAAAGAAAGGACAAUUAGUCUGAGCGAUUACCGCGGAAAGGUCGUGUUGAUUGUGAACGUGGCCACCUACUGAGGCCUGACCCACCAUUACUACGGGAUGAAUGCACUCCAGUCCCAGUAUGGUAGUCACGGCUUCGUCAUCCUCGGCUUUCCGUGUAAUCUUUUUAACAUGCAAGAGCCAGGAGCUAACGGUACAGAGAUCCUCAAUGGCGUGACACACGUGCGACCAGGAGGGGGAUUUGUGCCCAACUUUCAGCUCUUUGAGAAGAUAGAGGUGAACGGGGCCAGAGAACACCCGCUCUUUACGUACCUGAAGAGUAACUGUCCUCCGACGACUACGAGCUUUAACCCCUCUGUGCUCUUCUACUCCCCCAUCCGGGCUGGUGACGUGGCCUGGAACUGGGAGACUUUCCUCAUCAACAAGUCGGGCAAGGUCAUCAAGAGGGCGGUGCCUUCCGUGGACCCUGCCGCGCAGGCGCAGGACAUCGAGUUGGAGCUGGCUCGGGCCUAACGUUUCUAGGGGCAGACGCCGACAAGACCAGCUCUGUAGUUUGAGAGCCCGAGUGAAAUUUUAAACGCCUUAAUUUUUUAAAAUCUUUCUUUUAAAUAUUCGUUUUCAUUGGAAGAUUUGGGGGGUGGGGGUGUAAAAAUGGUGUUAGAGUUUAACGAACAAAUAUGGUUGAGUGCUCAUCAUUUUGUAUGAAAAGACCAUGACGUGUCCUCUGCAAACAGCCAUUACUGGCUGACAGACGACGCCGACACGCUACUGACGUCACACUGACUAGUGCAUUCGUCAUGUGACUGACGUAGCGACUUUUCGCCAGAUAGAAAAUGAUUAUCACGUGACAUUUGUUUCAACUCUAGUCUACAGUGUAUGGCGAGACAACGCUUGAAAUAAAAGAAAUAUGAAAAACUU
Molecule: messenger RNA, 1138 nt
Organism: Physella acuta
Lineage: Eukaryota; Metazoa; Mollusca; Gastropoda; Physidae
Product: glutathione peroxidase-like
Biological process (GO): response to oxidative stress
Molecular function (GO): glutathione peroxidase activity
Source: RefSeq, a predicted model, not a curated record